Molecule: messenger RNA, 621 nt
Organism: Cynocephalus volans (Philippine flying lemur)
Lineage: Eukaryota; Metazoa; Chordata; Mammalia; Dermoptera; Cynocephalidae
Gene: GP1BB
Product: glycoprotein Ib platelet subunit beta
Exons: 2
Coding region: 1-621 (206 amino acids)
Source: RefSeq, a predicted model, not a curated record
AUGGGCUCCGGGCCGCGCGGGGCGCUGAGCCUACUGCUCUUGCUGCUGGCGCCGCCACGCCGCCCGGCCGCGGGCUGCCCCGCGCCAUGCAGCUGCGCCGGGACGCUCGUGGACUGCGGGCGCCGCGGGCUGACGUGGGCCUCGCUGCCGGCCGACUUCCCUCCGGACACGACCGAACUGGUGCUGACGGGCAACAACCUGACGGCGCUGCCGCCGGGGCUGCUGGACGCGCUGCCCGCACUGCGCGCCGCGCACCUGGCCGCCAACCCCUGGCGCUGCGACUGCCGUCUGCUGCCGCUCCGCGCCUGGCUGGCCGGCCGCCCCGAGCGCGCGCCCUACCGCGACCUGCGAUGCGCCGCGCCCCCCGCGCUGCGCGGCCGCCUGCUGCCCUACCUGGCGGAGGACGAGCUGCGCGCCGCCUGCGCGCCCGGCCCGCUCUGCCGGUGGGCGCUGGCGGCGCAGCUCGCGCUGCUCGUCCUCGGGCUGCUGCACGCGCUGCUGCUGGUGCUGCUGCUGUGCCGCCUGCGGAGGCUGCGCUCGCGCGCCCGCGCCCGCGCCGCACACCGGCUGUCGCUGACCUCCCCGCUGGUGGCCGAGCCGGCCGGAGACGGCUUGUCCUGA